This is a messenger RNA of Myxocyprinus asiaticus (Chinese sucker), 1619 nucleotides long. RefSeq names its product sterol carrier protein 2-like. Gene Ontology annotation, cellular component: cytosol. The coding region runs from base 114 to 542 and encodes 142 amino acids. NCBI's taxonomy places the organism in Eukaryota, Metazoa, Chordata, Actinopteri, Cypriniformes, Catostomidae. The transcript has 5 exons. The record is from RefSeq and is a predicted model, not a curated record.
CAGAGAACCCGGAAGUAGCGUCCUGAUACAGCGUAACAAUCGAUGAUUUGAGUAUCAGCGGCCUUUGAUGAGAGUUCACUUCACUGUCUGUCUACUGUUGAUACAGAAGAACAAUGCGAGUCACAGCGGUGUCAAGCUCUCCGAGGAUCCAGGCAGUGUUGACCAGCGCUGCUUCAGGUCUAGAGGGCUUCAAAGCUCAUGCCGUCUUCCAGGAGAUCAAUAAGAAGCUGCAAGAGGAUGGAGAGCAGUUUGUGAAGAAGAUUGGAGGCGUGUUUGCCUUCAAGGUGAAGGAGGGGCCGGACGGGAAGGAAGCCACCUGGAUUGUUGAUGUGAAGAACGGAAAAGGCUCUGUUGACAAUGACACCGGAAAGAAAGCCGACUGCACCAUUGCCAUGGCCGACUCUGACCUGCUGGAUCUGAUGACAGGAAAGAUUAAUCCACAGACUGCGUUUUUCCAGGGCAAACUGAAGAUCACUGGAAACAUGGGCAUGGCCAUGAAGCUUCAAAACCUGCAGCUGCAGCCAGGCAAAGCCAAGCUGUGAGAAGCCCCGCCUCCAGUGGGCAGAGUCUUGAGGAGAUCCUCCCUUAGAGUUUACUCCGUUACUGUAGCUGCACAGGAGUCAGAAACAAAUGUGUUUCUGCGUUGUAGUGUUCAGCUCUUCUCUAACAAGUUAAAGGAAUAGUUCAACCUGAAAUGAACAUUUUGUUAUUAUUUACUCACCUUCACACUAUUCCAAACCCAUUUGCUGUUAUUUACUUUUUUCGUGGAACUCAAUAGUAGAACUUUAAAAAUAAUCUACAACAGUUCACAGUGACCAUGUCUGUCAAGCUCCAAAAAGUACAAAAAGGAGGUGAAGAUGUGAAUUGCAACUUCAAUUUCUGUGUUUUCCUCUGACAAUGCUGUCGUCUGGCUUCAGAGGACUUGGAAUAUAACUCAAAUAGACUACUUUUUUGGUGUAUUUUGGUCCCUUUUUUUUCCCACAACAAAAAUAACAACAUACAGGUUUGGAACGACAUGCGGGUGAGUAAAUAAUGACAGAGUUUUCAUUUUUGAGUGAACUAUCCCUUUAAUUAUGAGUCUGAAAGAGGUACACAGAAGAUACUGCUCUUAAUAAGGUCUAUUUGUAUCUUUGCAACAGUUUUCCUAUAAUUGGCCCCCCCAAAACGAUUUAAAUUGUAUGUAUGAAUUCUGUAGUAUAUUGGAAGCAAAGGAUGUUCAAGUGCCUGCAGGGUGUGUGUGUGUGUGUGUGUGUGUGUGUGUGCGUGCGUGCGUGCUUGCGUGCGUGCGUUUGAAAAACCCCUCAACUAUCAACACAAAUAUACUGCAUGGCACAUGGCUUUGUUAAAAUGUUGGACAGCAAUGAAUUCCUUUUCAUCUUUAGUUAUUCCAGAUCUUCUGUUUGAUGGGGCAGGUUUACAGUACUCUUUAAUAAAACCAAUCAGUGAAAGGAUAUAUCUGUAUAGUACAGUUUUAACUGGAAGUUUAUGUCUGUGACUUAUGAGUGUUUUCCCUGUAUGUAUGCAUGUACACAUCUAAAUUGUGCUCACCAGAUUCUAAAGUUAUUUUGUACUAAUUAAACAUAGUCUUUCUCAUUAAAAUGACAAGUCUUGCUCUUCAA